CCUGGGUUUAUAAGCGCGGAUAUCGACUCUGCAGCAUGAGCAUGCUUUUGCUACACGGUCGAUAGCGCACUGGACUUCGGGCUAGAAGGUCGAGGGUUCGAGACCUACUCCCUGCUGUUUCAUUACAGUAUCUUCUGAAGGGGGGAGUUUUGUUAAGACCCUCCGCAGACACUUCGCUUUAAAGUUAACACUCAUCUCUUGCGGUGCGGUAAUGGAAACAAGGAAUGUAUAUUUCAUAUUAGUAAACAAAAGUUGAAAUGACUACACACCUUUGUAGGGUUAGGGUUCCCACACGACCACAUUUCCAUCUUACAAGGCUUUUUUUUAACGGAAAACAAGAGUGGACUACCUUUGCUAAUUAUCUAUAUGCGUCUCCUAACACUGUACACGGCAGGUGGACGCCACAAACGUGACUGCAACUGUGUUAUAACAGGUUAAAACAGUGUGCAGUAAGUGUGUAUUUUUGCAUUUGUGGAUUUUUUUUUUUAAUAUGAAAGUAGAGUACCGCAAUUGAGAAUCGAUGUAUGUUAGAUGGAGUUACUUUAGGCACCAUUAUUGGGCUAGGAGCUGACCAGCUCUCCCGGAAAAAAGGCAGUAAUUGGAACGUCUCAAUGAGCCACGUGCGUUCUAAAAAGCAUCACAAUGGAUUAUUAUUUUUUCCGGCACAUGCAUUUGGAGUCAUAAAUUCUUUGUUGUUUUCUUCAGCAAGGAAACCUUUUUAGUACUUCCAACAGAUCUCUGUAACUAGAUUUGAUUAAAGCAAGAUAUCCCGCCCCAUGGGGUGAGUCAAAGCUACAAUAAUUACGUGCUUUGUGAGGUCCACUGUAAAAGCUAAAAUGGACACACUCAAAGAGCAAUGGAAACCCAACGUGGGAACCCUCAAAGCUUCACAGCAUCCGUCCACUCUAUCUAAAGGAGGUCAUAGAUGCACUGCAAGAAAGCGAGAGCCCACAAGCCGUGCUCUCACAGCUUUGUAUGGAGACCCAAUGAAAGAGCUGAAGCAGUUGAGUACUCACUCAAACAUCAUUGGGACUUCAUGCUGCAACCGGAGGAUGCAAAGGCUGUCGCCAGCAAGAAAAAAGAUGAGAUACUGGUGGAAGUGAGGGCAGUGAUGAUAUCCAGCAUCACUGGCAACAUCGAGAGAACCCGAAGGAAGGAGAUGGAUAUUGCCCAACGCAACAUAGAUGAGGCGGAGGGGCGGUACAAGGCAGAACUAACUACCUUGAAGGAGUCAACACAAGCGCUUGAGACUCUGCUGGACAAGACCAUCAGGGACCUCCGUACAGCAGUAGCCGAUAAGCAAGUAUAUAUGGAUGACCUGGAAGAAACAAGGGCAGCAUUUCAACAUUUCAUCAAUCAGCAGUUUAAAGAAUUGAAGCCUGAUCAAGCUGACUUUAUCCUACCGUCAAAGAAAUGUACAGGUUGAAUGAUAAGUGAACGAAUAGAAGCCCAGAAAAACAUGCGUCUCUUUGGCUUAUCACAAUUGGUCAACUGUAAUAAAUCUGAUUAUCCACAUGCUAUUUGUUUGUGUAAUAAUUGCAGUAAUUUUGUCGGUUUGAUAUCUGAUCGUGUGAUUAUGCCAGGCAUCACAAGUACCUGUCAUAUAGGCAGGUCACAUGUUGAUUUCAACAACAAAACUUUGGUACGUAAAAGUUUAUUUUAUCAUCUUUAAUGCCAGGAAUGAUUUACGUUGUCAUUAGGAUGAACUGUGUUACAUCUCUUUGAAAUAAUCUGUGCGUGCAUUUAUUGUUCAAUGGUUUAUUUUAUUAGCAUUGCAUGAUCAUGAAUCUCAAAGUAAUAAAAUAUAAAUACAGCAUUGCAUUGAUUGCCAUCAGUUCACAGAAUGUUAACAGCUAUGCAUCUCUCCAUGCAAGUCACGUUCUCGUUAUAUUUCCCCGCCCUCCGAUAUUUGAAGUUAUAAAUGAGGGCUUGCAGCAUCCACUCAAUGGAAUUGUUCAACCGCACGAUACCCUGUUCGGAAUGAACUUAAUAUGGCGGAAACAAGUGGACUAGAUCCCAAGUCUCUUGUCCAACCGACACUCAAAUAUAAUGCUGUCUUUUAGAUUGUUUAGAUAGGAAAUAUGAGGGGAUCGAUUCUAAAUAUUUUUCUCGCAUUCCGGCAGGAAAAAUAACAACGAAAGCUCCAACAUUUGGAAAGGACUGUGAGAACCCCACAAUGAGCCGCCGCCACGCAACAGAAUUCCAAGGGGCCUCCCCCUCCCUACCGCUGCCUCCAGAUCAUGUGUUGAACUCGGGAGCAGUAGUUUUCCCUGGUGCCUUUGAUCAGCAUGGAUGUUCUCUGGUCAUGUUCCCUGUGGAUUCUCAUGGCAGUCUUUCAGAUCUAAGCAAAUCUGAAGUGGUUGACUUCAUACACUACUUUCUCUGUUUGUACAAUAAGAAACAGGAGAAGGAGAGCUUGGUUUCAGUUGUGGCUGAUUUGAGACAAGCCACUCUUAAUACAACAAGGUUCAUCGCUGAAACUCUUCUUCUCCUUGAGCUUCAUAGGAGGACUGUGCACACUGUAUACAUAAUUCAACCGAAAAAGAAAGAUGUUCUGAAACUUUUGUUGAAACUGCUCGUACCGUCAAAGUCUUAUGUUGCUCCCUUUAAGAGAGUUCUGCUGAAAGGGGUCUUUGACCUUUCCAACUACAUUGACAGAAGCCAGUUGACUGCAUCUUUAGGAGGCUACCUGGUUUACUGUCAUCGGAGUUGGGUUACCUUUAUCAAGGAGAUAGAUGGCUUUGUCCAGGAGUUUCUCUCGGUGGUCCAGAGGCUCCCGUCCUCCAUCUCCACCCUGCAGACCCUCUCCAGACAGCCUGUCCCCUCUGCCUUCACUGAGCUGAAGACCUUCUGUUACACCAACGAGGCCAAGUUCCAAAUGCUUCGGCAGGAGCUGGGGUUGGAUGAGCUGCUAAAGCACUGUGAGUGUGUGGUGGAGAAGAUGCGCUACCCUGAGAAGAACUCGUGCUAUCAGGCCAUGGCCGGGACAGCCCUCUUCACCAACACAGCCUUCGACAUGCUGCAGAACUACAGCAGGAUAACUGUGGCUGUGGAAAAAAUUGAGUUGCUGUGGCAACAGGCCUUUUCCAAGGCCCACCUCCAGCUACAGGUCUUCCAGCUGCGUAAUGAGGCACAGCAGAUAACAGAACAGAUUAAAAGCCUUCAGAAAGAGAAGCUCCAGCCUUACAGAAUAGAGAUCUCUAAAGAUGCCAGAAGGGCUGAGAUGUUAACGUCAGAAUUUGAGGCAUCGAUCUAUACCCCUGCCAUGGCCCUGGUUCGCUGUUCUGAAGAUGUGAUCCACACAUUAGCUGAGAUUCUGCCUCCUGGUUCUGUCCAGACCAGGGAAGAGUGGGUGCAGGCUCUGGACAGACUGAAGGAGAACUUCCACGCUGCUGUAGAGCUCCCUCAUCAGACCCUCCGAGCAGUCUCUGACUUCUACCACUACUACAAAAAAGCCAAUAGUUGGUACAACAUAGUCCUGUGUGAGAACUUUCUCCAAGACCUUCUGUGGGGUGUGAACUACGACUGCCUCCCCAGGCAGCGGCACCCGCUGGAGAUGCAUGGCCCUGUCCCUGUGUGGAGGCAGGCAGUCUGUGACUUCCUGACAAACAACCCCUCCCCGGACAUGGAGGAGCUGGUCCAGCUUGCUCACCUGGCCAACGUCAUCCCUGACGCCCAGCUGCAGCAGACUGGCAAACAGCUAUCACAAAGAUGCUUGAAUCUGUGUAAACUUCUGACCUGUCCAGGUGUAGUACCUAUCAACGACCUCCAGUCUGCGCUGCAGUGGCAGUAUGAGUUUCUGAGAGCCAACCACAGGGAAGGACCUGGGCCACACACUAACCUGGCUGUAGGCAGAGUACCUGAGGCCAGUCUCAACAUUCCAGAUGUGACGUUUAGUCACAGUAGAACCUCUGGUUCCAGAUCCGACUGCCACACUAAGGACAACAUGCACAGUCACGGCUCUCUCUCCAACCUCAAGCACCAUCAGGCCCCUCUGGGUACGUCUCCCUCCAGUGCCGUCUCUGGGGCUGUGUCUGCUGUGGGGAAGCCUCCCUCCCUCAGCUCCUUUGACUCUGGCUUUGAUGGAGCAGGAAGCGGCCACAUGGAGACUGGCGCUGGGCGAGAGGGAUGGGAGGGGCUGUCCAGGGUACCAGGCACCAGGGACUCCUUCAGGCCCAUCACCAGGCAGCCCCAGAUCCACGAGGAGAACAUCUCCAGCGUGUCUGACUCUGAGGACCGCAGGGAGGAGUUUGACUUUGAAUCUGUGGGCAGCACCACAAGGGCCAGCAUUCAGAUCAUCCCAAAGAUAACUGUGGACUCGAUGCAUUUUGAGAUCAAGCUGAAGCGUUCGGCUACCCUGCCCCAUAAUCCAUGGCUCAGUCUGCCUGUGGAAGACCUUGAGAACUCCUACACGGUCACCAUCACUCAGAACCCAUCACAGUCACCACAGCUGCGGGACGUCAAGAGCCCCAACCCUUCAGAGUGCUCCCACCACAGCGACCAAUUAUCCAACUGGUCCAGAGACCAGCCCACACAGACGGAGGUACAAGCCAAGCCUCAGAGCAGAGGGGCACAGCCCUGCGACAGUAUCCUACAGGCACAGGACAGCUUUGAUGACUCGGAACUGAGUGCCAUUCGGGAUCCCCUUUCCAGCACCAUCACAGAUGCAAGAGAUGGGCCGAACUACACUGCAGAGAGCAGCCCCACUCUUCUCUGGGAUACGUAUGACUUUCACAACCCCAAACAGGACAGCUGUGAAAGGAUAACCAGCUCCAUGACUGAAGUCUCGUUAAAUGACUGGGACCUGAAGGAGCAGGAGGGUCUCAGGAAGGUAGAAGAGAUCUUGGACCGGGCAGCUGGAAUACUAGAGGAGGAAGAGAAUGUGAUGGUACAGGAGCAGAUGUUGGCUGUCCUUCUGAAGACUGAGAGCACGAGCAAACCGUGGGAAUCAUGGGGCAGUGAGGCGCAGGUAUGUGUGAUGACCUCCAGUGACCUUAAGGCACAUGGUGUCCUGGGCCUUGAUGACAGUCUUGCCUCUGCAGACACUGACAACCAGAGUGAAUGCAGGUCACCAGAGGCAACCAGUGAAACUGUGGCCUCAGAACACAGCAUGGGCCACAAUGGAUGGCUGACGGAGACUGGGUUGACUGGUCUGAUGUGCCCUCAAAGCAGCAGGGGAGAGUUGCUGAAGGAGCUGAGAGGACUGCAUGUUCUGGAUGAGCUCAUCAUGGAGGAGAACCUGAAGAUCCACCAGCUUCGACGGGCUGAGAAGCAGUGCCCUGAUGAAAAGCCCACUCAAUCAGCGGUUUCCCGAAGUACGAGCAAGGAGAGGCAGGAGUUCCUAUUAGAACUAGAGAGGGAGAAAAGGGAAGUGGAGGGGAUGGAAAAUAGCCUAGACAAAGAGAUGACCAAAGAAUGUCAACUCAAGAGGAUGAGCAGAACCAGGAAAGUAGUGAAAUGCUCAGUAAUGGAAAGGACUUCUAAACUUAAAAACUUGGAGGACCGUGCACUCUGUGAUAAUCUUAUAUCACACAAUAGGAGCCAACACCACAACGUAAAGCACUUGCCCUCCUUACCCCAAGACUCCAUAAACCUGGAUCCUAAUGAAUCCCUCAGUAUUACUGCAACCCCAUGUCCAGAUUAUGCCAAAACCCCUGAAUCACAAACAUGUGUUCAAAGUGUAAAUGGUCAGUCCCCACAUGAUGACGCUAAUAUAUCCAGCUGUGGUGAUGCCGUGGUAGAAGUUGACACCCCCAGCUACUGUGAUCUUACUGAGCAUAAUUCACCACAAGUUUUAAUUCUACCACAAAUCACUUCUGAUCCCAAUGAAUCUAUUGAAAAGGUUGGAAUCCAAAGCCAUGAGGGUACAGAGAAGAAAGAUUUAAGAUCUGGGGAAGCUUUUCAAAGUUGCACACCAGAAACGACCUCCUUUAUACAUGAAAUGUGCCCUGAACAUGGAGCAUUUGACCCAGGUGCUAAUGCCAACAACCCCCCUGUGCCUAAACCAAGAAAGGCAUCUGUUCCUGUGAAUGAUAAAGGUCAAGAACUCAAAAUUCCAACCAAACCCAUGUAUAGAACUCUCUGCUCUGAUAGUGAUUCAGACCCUAACCCUAGGCUCACACCGCAAGUUGCGCUCAAUACUCAACCGAAGCCUAAAGAGCGAAACCUCAAACCUACAAACAGUUCUCCUAGUUCUGUUCUGAGUCAAGAUGUGAAUGAACACAGAAGUGACAACAAUGACAAACCCUUAUCCGCUCAACAGGCGUCCUUAUGUAAUAACCCUUUGGAGUUCCAUGAACAGUCAACGCUAGGCGGCUGCUCUGUGGGAUCAACAUUAACGCUUGUUGGCUCUGACUGUGUUCAGAUAGAAAUCCACUGCUCCCAGAAAUCUGAGGAUGUGUUAACACAUUUGGGGUCCAAUUCUGAAGAGCUGUCUCGUAUGUCUGCUGAAGUAACGUCUGGAUCAUGUGAACCAAGCGGAGCUGAUGAGUGGAGAGAAGUAGAGGUCCCUGAUGGGUUCCAGAGGUGUGGUACUGCCAGGAGAUCACCUGUCAAUCAACCCAAUCACCACAUCCCCACCAGAGACAUGACCAAUUUCAAGACCCCUAUUGUGCUGGACACAGGGUCUGGUUUGAUGAAAGCAGGGUUUGCAGAUCAGGACCUCCCAAAUACUAUAUUCCCAAAUAUCAUUGGGCUGCCAAAAUACGAGGAAAUAAUGAAUGGCUACUUGGAACGGGAGACCUAUAUUGGACAUGAGGCUCAACAUAUGAGAGGAGUCCUGGCACUGAAGUAUCCCAUGAAGAACGGAAUUAUACGCAACUGGGAUGAAAUGGAAAAGAUUUGGCACCACACAUUCCAGCAGUUGCAUGUGGAACCAGACGAUCACCCUGUCCUACUGACCGAGGCAGCCAUGAACCCACUGGCGAACCGUCAGCGCAUGGUGGAACUCAUGUUUGAGUGCUUCAAUGUUCCACUCACCUACGUGGCCAUGCAGGCAGUGCUGGCACUUUACGCAGCAGGGAGAACCACAGGUGUAGUGUUUGACUCUGGGGAUGGAGUGAGCCAUAGUGUGCCAGUGUUUGAGGGAUACUGUCUACCACACGCAGUGCAGCGCUGCACCUUGGCUGGCCAUGAUGUUACAAUGCACCUUAAAAAGCUUCUGCAAGAGCAGGGGUUCUGCAUGCGCACUUCUGCCGAGAUGGAGAUUGUGAGGGAGAUGAAGGAGAAAUGCUGCCGGGUGUCCCAAGACUAUGAAUCUGAGCUAACCUGUGGAGGGUCGGCCAGCAGUGAGAUGUAUUACACUAUGCCUGAUGGACAGGUCGUCCACCUCAGCACAGAGCGGUUCAGGGCUCCUGAGAUUCUGUUUAAGCCAGAGCUGAUUGGACGAGACCAUUACGGGAUGCAUGAGAGUAUUUUCAAGUCUAUCCUUAGUUCAGACAUUGACCUCCGGCGGAGUUUUUUGGGGAACAUUGUCCUAUCAGGUGGAAAUACCCUGUUGGCUGGCUUGCCUGAGCGGCUUCAGAGUGAAAUUAGAACCAUGGUGCCUACAGACUUGGGGGAGUGUGUGCGGGUGACCAGCCCUAAGGACAGAGAUUUCUCUGUAUGGAGCGGAGGUGCAGUGCUGGCCAACUUGUCUUCCUUUGCCUCGGCCUGGAUCAGCCAAGAGGAAUACGAGGAAUAUGGUCCCCAGAUUGUUUUCAGGAAGUGCUUCUGAGCUGGACUUGCCUGAAAUGUACACGUGCAAUAGAGUAUAGCUCUCCAAUAGUGCCUAGUUUCUAUGUCUGCUUUUUAAACCUUUUUUUAAAAUCAUUUUCAAUGGUGUUGUCUAUGUACUAUGUCUUUCAUUACUGAUGUUCAGCACUGACACUUCCAACGAUCUGGCACUUUGAGUGUGAUAUAAAAUGUUUCUACUGUUGUCGGAUCAGACAAUACUUGGGAAUGUUCAGUUUUAUGCUUACUGUGGCAGAAAUCCUGUCAAAGGAAGAUGAACUUACUUGCUAGCUAUAGUGCUUGUCAGGAAUCCCCUGAUCAGGAUCUGGCCUUAUGUAAAGAAAGGUGACUGAUUCUCCUCUGAAUGACUCCUAAAAAAGAGUAACUGGGAUGGGUGUGCCUCUUGAAAUAUUAGGUUGUUUUUCUACCCUUUUCUCUUUUUUGGGGGGGGGGGGAGAAUAUGACAAAAGGCACUUGAACCAGGUAUUUUGGUGAUGGUCGGGAAAUCUAUCUGUUUUAUUUAAGGGCCCAUUUUGAGCAGUCUUCUCAGUUUCUGAGGAGCAACUAGGACAAUGCCACGGUUCUGGCAAGGUCAAUGACCAGAACUGUACGUAGUGCCCCAAAUUUGAAUAUAUUUUGUCGGUUCAUUUUCCUAUUUUAAGAUGAGCUUUCUAAAGUUAAUCUUGAAAUUGUCUGUAAAUAUUUCUGUUUUUAAAUUGGCUUUCUAAAGUUGUCUUGAAAUAACUUAAUCUAAAAUGUCCAUGUUAUAUUUUCUGUGUCCACUUGGUGAGAUACUGUAGUUUUCCCUCUAAGACUUGUAGCUAAAUCAAUGCAGGUGAAGAGUUGAUGCCACCAUGCCUGAAUGGUAGACUGACUGUUCAUUUUACUUAUCCAUUUGAGUUUUCAUUCUAAUGUCUUGAGUCUGCACUUAGUGUUGAUUAGGGUACGUUUCAUGUCCCAAAUAUAAGGCCUAUAUUGCGCAAGUCCUGAAUUGUGUCAUUCAGCUGUAUACAAUCACUGUUUAUUGUGCAUUGAUCCUUAACAUACAUUUUUGUUUGAUUGGGCCCUUGAUUCAAUGUACUAAUCUCUAUUCUUGACUGGUAUGAUUUGUUGGUUCACAUUGUAUUGGACUUUACAUGUUUGUUCACAAUAUAUUGACUUUUUUUUACUUAUGAAUAUUGAGUGAUCUUUCAACUUUAAUGAGUGGGUCAUAUCUGACUUAAAUGCAUGGUUUUUCUAUUAUAAGUAUUUUGACAACAAAUGCCUGAACUUGAUGAGAAUGUUGAAUUUUGUUUCAUUGAGGCUACCUGAUAGCCAUGUUGGCUAUGCCCUUAACAUUUGAUUGUUUUCUUUGACUUCCUAUGGACUAUUCCUAUGGAUACUAUGGACAAGCAAUUGGCCUUAUCAGUUUAAAUAACUAGUAUUUUGAUCAACCCCACUGUAUUUACAGUAGACUUACUAGUAUCUAGUGUGAUUCACUUAUUACAUAGCCGCUCUUUGAUUUUGUCACGAUUUUUGCUUGUUCUCUUCAAUGUGUUUUAAGAACUGCUAUGUUUUUCUACUCUAAAGAAGUGGGGUUGCCAUGUGAUCUUAAUCGCAGGUCUUUUUAAAUGGAGGUCUGGAGCGUUCCCUGUGGGAAAUGGAAAGGCCUUAUGAGGGCUGAAAUAUGAAGACUGAUGAAUAGUCGUCUCAUUUAUGUUAGUUCUUGGUGGUCAGAGGUUGAAUUGAAGUCCCAGCCUCUCGGUUUUGAUUGUAUAUUCCAUGCUCGAGUCUUGCUAUGAUUUACUUAAACCAAGUUGUAUGUCAGGUCUGUUUUUUAGAAUAAAUAUUUUUAUGUAUC
Salmo salar (Atlantic salmon) is the source of this 9550-nucleotide messenger RNA. The record is from RefSeq and is a predicted model, not a curated record. NCBI's taxonomy places the organism in Eukaryota, Metazoa, Chordata, Actinopteri, Salmoniformes, Salmonidae.